Messenger RNA from Radiomyces spectabilis, 2308 nucleotides. RefSeq lists its product as uncharacterized. Gene Ontology annotation, biological process: replication fork processing; DNA repair. Gene Ontology annotation, molecular function: ATP-dependent chromatin remodeler activity; ATP binding; zinc ion binding. NCBI's taxonomy places the organism in Eukaryota, Fungi, Mucoromycota, Mucoromycetes, Mucorales, Radiomycetaceae. The coding region runs from base 114 to 2225 and encodes 703 amino acids. Gene Ontology annotation, cellular component: nuclear replication fork. The record is from RefSeq and is a predicted model, not a curated record. The transcript has 10 exons.
CUGAAUGUGAAUUGCAACGAUAAAAAGAUUGUGACUUGAUUGUAUUGGAAAACUGACACACAUGCACUGACAGCGCGUGAUUCGAGUUGAAUGUUUUGUGUGUAUCAUUCUUAAUGACAACAGCACCUUCUUGCCGAUGCGGUAAACCGGCCAUCAGUUUAGAAACGAAAAAGGCAGGUCCUAAUCAGGGGCGCUGGUUUUGGAAGUGUUCAACCGCCAGUUGCCAAUUUUUUGCCUGGGAUAAUACCGCUCACUCAUUCAUUGUCCAUCCUCGAAACACCUACGCACUCGCCUCUCCCGCCAAUUCCUACAGGCAGUUCCGCCGUCCAUUCGCAUCCGCGCCACCAACACCGUCACUCUCAACACCUGCAACAACACUGGGAGUGACAGGCAUACCGCGAUCGAACCAAAUCCAAGUCGAAUUCAGUCUUCAAUCCCUCGACACUAUACGCUUACGCGCCGACUACCAUCCGACCCUGCAACCCGUACUACUGGCAAUACAAGACACGACAUGGGACCCUCAGACGUCGACGUGGUCCCUUCCUGCAACGAUCGACUCGUACAAACGCGCCGUUUGUAUGAUUCCGGUUCAUACUCCCAACUUGAACAUUCAGCUGAAAGCAUUGCCACCUGCGGUGGUGGAUUGGUUACAGCAACAAUCGUCCAACGAACGUCCUGGAGACGAGGAUAUUGAAUUCAGCAUGCAACAACUUGAAACGACCAAAUUGGGCCGUGCCCUGAAAGAUUUCCAACUGGAAGCCGUACGCAAAGGAUUGUUUUUCAAGGGGAGAGUACUUCUUAACGACCAACACGGUCUUGGCAAGACACAGCAGGCGCUCGGCUUAUUAUCCUGUUAUCGUGACAAGUGGCCUGCUCUUGUCAUCUGUCCAUCUUCGCUUUGCACCACGUGGAAGAUUGAAAUCAAACGCUGGUUGCAACUUUGCGAUCGCCAAAUAACCACAAAUUUAGCCAAAACGGCGUCCUCAGCGAAACGAAAGCAGACUUCUCAAACAACCCCUCGCAAACGAUCAGCCCACGCGGUAGCUGACACCCCACUUGAUGACGGGACUGACAUAAGCACCGACCAAGAUGCAGAAGUGCAGAUGUACAUUUUAAGUUAUGAUUAUGCGGUACGACAUGUGGAAGAAAUAGCCGCGCGACAAUUUCAAUUCAUUGUCUGCGACGAAAGUCACCUCGUGAAAAAUAGAGAGCAAAAGAGGCGAAAAACUUUGAAAGCAGCAAUCCAGACCAUCCCACACAUCAUUCUUAUCACUGCAAUGAAUUUUUCGAAAAGACCAUUUGAACUGUUCACACAACUCAAUAUACUACGCCACGAUCUUUUCCCAGACAUCAACCCAUUUGGCGUUCGUUAUUUCAACGGAAAACAAAAAAUUUACGGAUGGGAUUAUUCCGGACGGAGCAAUACAGAAGAAUUGGAUAUCCUUCUUAAAGAAAGGUUCGCUGUGGGACGGACACAACGGGACGUUUCAUCUUCACUUGAUCGACAGUAUCGCAAAUGCAUUCUCACAGACUUGCGUGGCAGAGAAACAGGUGAAUUGAAGAAAACCCGAGUGGCUCUCAGCAGGCUCUUGUCUCUCCAACGACAAGAUGGCGCGGAUAGCGUUGGUAUGGCUGCAAAACAUCAGUUUUGGGCAAAAAUGUACCAAGAAACCAGUGGAGCCAAGAUGCCCUGUGUGCAAAACUAUGUGCGUUACUUGCUUGAAAUGCACGAUAAAACUAAAAUUGUCUUUUUCGCCUAUCAUACAUCGAUGUUGAAUAUCAUUGAGAAAGUGAUCAACGAAAACUCGAUCAAAUUCAUUCGUUUAAACAAAGACACAGACAAAGGAACUGCGGAUUCACUGUGCAACGAUUUUCAAACGGACCGCUCCGUUAGAGCAGCUAUUGUGAGCAUAGCACUUGCCCAUGUUUCACCGCUUGCUUUGGAAGCAGCCAAUACAGUAUUAUUCGCCGAGCUAUACUGGGAUCCAAGCUUUAUUCUUCAGGCAGAAGCCAUGGUUCAUAUACCUAACGAAGACUCAGACAAUCACGACAUAUACUUCAGUGGUCAUCACUUGGGAAAACAUUCAAAGAAAAAGAUAAGCAGCAACUUGGUGUACAGAUGGCUGAUGAGAUAUUGCUUCCAUAUUCAAGAUCCGCUGGCGAUGAUGUUAACGACGACGACGACGACGGAGAGGAGGAAGAUAACUCUCAAUCUUUCAUCAUGAGUGAGGGUGAUAUUGAAGCCAUGAUUGAGGCUUCUAGGAUUGCCGAAAAUGCAUUAGCGGAUACUGUUUCGUCACAGAAUGAU